AUGGCCGACGACGGGCCCCAAAUCGUACGCCCCGUCCCCCGACGACCCUUCAACCUCAACUUCACGAGCGCGACGCCGCCGCACGACGAUGAGCCCGACGACACGCCGGCCGGCGUCUCCCCGCGAGACCAGGACGUGACGAGCAGCCCGCGCUUCCUCCACCCGGGGUUCACGCCCACCGACGCCGGCUCCUCCAUCAGUCGGCCUCAGUCGUUCCUCAACCUCACCUCGUCGACGCUCAUGGGCAUCUACUCGCAGGCCAAGGGCAACGCCAAGAGCGUCAUCGGCCGCGAGGAGAUCGACACGCCUUGGGGCACCGGUGCCCAGACGCCCGUCAGGCGGCCGUCCAUCAACGACGCCACCUACGAGCUCAUGCGCGACCGCUGCCACCUUCCGCGGCGUCGGCAGUCCACGUACCCCGUCGAGUCGACGGCCGGCCCGCUGACGGCGGCGACGGUCGCGUCGCUCGCCUUCCGCGCCGGUCUGCUCUUCAUGCUCGGCGUCGGUUACGGCGUGCUCGUGACGCGCCUGCACAGCGAGCAGCAGUACCUCGCCGACCUGGCCGAGGGCAUCAUCAAGCCCGGGGCGAAUUGGCGGUACCUCGCCUUCUGGGGCGUCUCGGGCGUCGUCCUCGGCUCGCUGCUGCCCUGGUUCGACAAGGUGUGGGAAAGGGCGUUUGGCGGCGAGCCGGCCGUCCAGGACGUCGCCAUGAUCGGCUCCGAGGACCUGUCGGGACAGGAGCUCGGCGCCGGUAGGGACUGGGCGCUCGUCAUGCGCGCCAUCGGUGCCUUUGUGGGCAUCAUAUUCGCCAUCCGAAAACUCGCCUGGUCGUCGCCGCUGCAGGUGUCGCUCACCCUCGCCCUCGUGAAUCCGCUGCUGUGGUGGCUCAUCGACCGGAGCAAGCCAGGCUUCCUUCUCUCGGCAGGCGUCGGCCUCGCCGGGUCCGUCGUCCUGCUCGGCGUGAACCCGGAGAUGAUGCCGGCACCAUCGGCACGGCCGUCGCCGCUGAGCGACCCAUCGCUCAACGCCUCCAUGGGAUCGGCCUCGGCCUCGGAGACGGGACAGCCGCUCGGCGUGCUCGGCGGCCUCGCCAGCCAGGAGACGGUCGAGACGGGCGUCUGGAUGCUCAGCGUGCUCUUCUGCAGCUGCGUAUGCUUCGGGAACAUUGGCAGGCGACUGGCCUGGAGCAGGAGUGCCACCGGUCGGGGGCGGUGGGGCGGUGUCCGGUGA
Molecule: messenger RNA, 1230 nt
Organism: Drechmeria coniospora
Lineage: Eukaryota; Fungi; Ascomycota; Sordariomycetes; Hypocreales; Ophiocordycipitaceae
Product: INSIG domain-containing protein
Exons: 2
Coding region: 1-1230 (409 amino acids)
Biological process (GO): sterol biosynthetic process
Cellular component (GO): endoplasmic reticulum
Source: RefSeq, a predicted model, not a curated record